AUGGGUUGGCCACCAGCUGUUAUCAUCGUCGUCAGGCACGGCGCACGCCUGGAUGCCGCUGACAAGCAAUGGCACCUCACAUCCCCGACUCCCUACGAUCCUCCUCUUACUUAUGGCGGUUGGACCCAGUCCAGAGCCCUAGGGGCGCGCAUUGCCAACAUCCUGCGGACUCGGGAGACAGACGAUGAGAUACUUGCAGCAAACGACGGGGAGGAGGAGACUGGGAAUGUGAGAAAGCGCAGGCAUAGGGUCAUCAUCCACAGUUCACCUUUCCUCCGUUGUGUACAAACGUCCGUGGCUAUCAGUGCGGGGUUGGCACAAAAUCCUGGACAUACCCACACACACCAUCGAUCUCAAUCUCCGGCAAGAGGCAAACCACUCCAUUCUUCUCCCAGAGUUCGUCCUACAAUCGUGACGGACUCGCCACGCUUGGCCCCUAUUCUUGAACCGAAUACCUCUAAGGUGAACGGCAAACCUCAAGAGCAACCAGAAAACAUCAAGAAGUCCAUCAUACGUGUGGAUGCUUUCUUAGGAGAAUGGCUGUCACCAGAUUAUUUCGAGCAGAUCACUCCGCCUCCGAGUUCGAUUAUGAUGGUAGCAGGAGCUAAAGCUGAUCUACUGAGAAGAGAGGACUACAGCAAUUUGAUACACGUUCGAGAUAUCAACACUGCUCCUGCGAACCAAGGAUUUCCAGGUGGUUGGGGAAGCCCUGUUGUUGUUGCUGCUGAGAAGGACAAAGACGAAGGUUUAUUGAAUCUAUCAAGUCUCGGAGGAGCUCUUCCUCGAAGAGAUCGUACAAGCAGCCUGAGCAGCGUUGGAAGCAACGGGACACGUCACAGUAACAAAAGCGCUACCAAUGUAUCGACUACUGCCCCAGUACCUCCACAUGCUCAGGGCGGCCACGGAAUAUAUCAACCUCCCAUCCCCGGCUAUGCCAUCUCAUUGGCCGAGCCUAUUCCAGCGGGAUAUGUGGCCCACGCCAGAGAUGCUUGCGUGAAUGUAGACUACCAGUGGGACAGUAUGAGAGAACCACAGAACUGGGGAAAUGGAGGAGAAUAUGGCGAGGAAUGGAGCUCAAUGCAUAAGAGAUUUCGCAAGGGAUUGCAGCACUUGGUGGGCUGGUACCGCGACAGUGGCGACCCUGGAAAGCUUUCGACGAAAACUCCUUCCAGUCCUGGUCAGUCGACCUUCCAUGACGAGUGCGAUUCCGAGGAUGUGGAUACUGAUUUGGUAAUCAUUCUGGUUACACAUGGUGCUGGGUGCAAUGCCCUGAUUGGAGCUCUGACGAAUCAGCCUGUCUUAAUGGAUGUCGGGAUGGCUUCACUCACAAUGGCCGUCAGGAAGCCUACAUCUAAGGACACUCCAUCCGCUCCUGGGGCGACACCAAAAUCUCACUCGCGUGCAUCCUCGAAAACUCUCUCCAUCUCUGACGAGUACGAUGUCAUGUUGACAGCAAAUACCGAUCAUCUAAGGUCCACAUCGACAACACCAUUAUCGUCGAGGACACCUUCACUCGCAGGUAUUGGCGCGUUCCGCGAUCGCUAUGGCACCGGCGGAGCACUUGAUAAUUCCCAAUUCUCUAAUAAAUCUCGACCCAUCACGACACCAAGUAGCUUUGGCAGCAUCCGUCGUACCGCCAGUGUUGCAGGCUCCACGCCCCGUACAUACUCAGACUCGCCACGUCAGAUGUCAAUCGGCCUAUGGAGCGCACCACAACCGCAGGAAGAAGUCGAAGAACAAGACGACAUGAUUCUCAAUUUCGGGAACAGCGCCAUGGAUGAGAAGGAGAAAGACGAAGAAAAGGAAAACGAAGAAGAAUGCGCCUGUGAAGAUCAAGGUGAAGAAGACGAGGUUGCGCCUCUUGGCCUUUGGGGCACGCCCAGACCGCCAGGAUACGCAGAAAAGAUCAGAGAGAUGGCGCCGAAGCGUAGAUGGACUGUAAAUGAGCGACAGACGACAUGA
Molecule: messenger RNA, 1962 nt
Organism: Hyaloscypha bicolor E
Lineage: Eukaryota; Fungi; Ascomycota; Leotiomycetes; Helotiales; Hyaloscyphaceae
Exons: 2
Coding region: 1-1962 (653 amino acids)
Source: RefSeq, a predicted model, not a curated record